AUGGAGGAGCAUCGGCGGCAGCGGGAGAUGAAGGCCCAGAGCCUGGUUUUCGCGAUUAAUGGCGAGAGGUUCGAGCUCGCGAGCGUCGACCCGACCACCACCUUGCUCGAGUUCUUGCGGACCCGGACGAGCUACAAGGGGGCCAAGCUCGGCUGCGGAGACGGUAGAUGUCUCCCCUUCUUCCUCCAGCUAGGGUUUUCUGGUUCGCCCAUCCGUCCGGGAAAAUCGGUAGAACUUUUAGGUCGCUAGGGUUUUCUGGUUUUCCUUCCUCCAUUGUCAUUCUUCAAUCUGCCGGUUUUUUACCCUUUUCUAGGGGGAUGCGGGGCCUGCGUCGUCCUCCUCUCGAAAUACGACCCCGUUUCAGGGGAAAUUGAGGAUCUCUCAGUGAGCUCCUGCCUCACCCUCCUGUGCAGCGUCCACCUCUGCUCCGUCACCACCACCGAGGGCCUCGGAAGCUCGAAGGGCAGCGGCGGGUUCCACCCGAUUCACCGGAGGAUCGCCGGAUUUCAUGCCUCGCAGUGCGGGUUCUGCACACCCGGUGUCUGCAUGUCCAUCUUCUCCGCCCUGGUCAACGCCGACAAGGCCCCCCGCCGGCCGGAUCCGCCGCCUGGCUUCUCCAAGCUCACCGUCGCCGAAGCCGAGAAGGCCGUCGCCGGCAACCUCUGUCGCUGCACCGGCUACCGCCCCAUCGUCGACGUCUGCAAGAGCUUCGCCGGCGACGUUGACCUCGAGGACCUGGGGCUCAACUCCUUCUGGCGGCGGGGGGAGACCACCAAGGCCGGCGCCGCCGCCGUCGACAUGCUCCCCUCCUACUCCCUCGGCGGCGGCAUUGGCACCUUCCCGGACUUCCUGAAAGCCGAGAUCAAGGCGUCCUUGUUGGAUUCAGCCCCUGAGAUUCCACAGUCCGCCAUAGCCUCGAGCUUCGUCGGCUCCUGGUAUGCUCCCAAAAGUCUGGGCGAGUUGCACAGCAUUCUGAGAUCGGAAGGGCCUGGGAACCGCCUGAAGCUGGUCGCCGGCAACACCGCCGCCGGCGUGUACAAGGAGGUGGACCGCUACGACAGGUACGUUGACCUCAGGCUGAUCCCGGAGCUGAACGAGAUCAGAGGAGGCGACCCCGCCGGGUUUGUGGAGAUCGGGGCGGCGGUGAGCAUCUCCCGCGCCGCCGUAGCUCUGGAGAGAGAGGGAGGCGCCGUCUUCUGCAAGCUCGCCACCCAUCUGAGGAAGGUGGCCGCCGAGUUCGUCCGCAACACGGCGAGCAUCGGCGGCAACCUCGUCAUGGCGCAGAGGGGGAAGUUCCCGUCGGACGUCGCCACCAUCUUCCUCGGCGCUGGCGCGUCUGUCUCCAUACAGGUCGGUUGUCAGAGGUCGCUUCUCUCUCUAGAGGAGUUCUUCGAGAUGCCCCCCAUCGACGCCGGGAAGUUGCUGCUGAGUGUGAGGCUUCCCAGCUGGGCGGAGUCCGCCGGAGGAGAGAGAAAGUCAAAGUUAGUGUUCGAGACCUUCAGGGCGGCGCCCCGGGAACUUGGGAACGCCGUCGCCUACGUCAACGCUGCCUUCCUGGCCCGUGUCGCCGCCGGAGAGGCCUCUGGAGGGCCCGUCGUGGAGAGCUUGCGGCUGGCUUUCGGAGCCUACGGCGGGCGGCACGCCACCCGAGCCAAGAAGGUCGAGGAAUUCCUCACCGGCAAGCCGGUCAACUCCGGCGUCAUGCUGGAAGUGAUCAGAUUACUAAGAGAAGAUAUUUCGCCGGAGGAAGGCACUGAUCACGCAUCUUACAGAGUCAGCGCCGCCGCCGGUUUCCUCUUCAAGUUCCUCCUGCAGCUCGAGGAAGAACACGGCGGAGGAGGAUCAGUGAGAGCAGUUGCUGGAGAGAAGGAGACCCUGCUUUUAAGCACCGGAUUCCAGAAUGAGCACAUUUCGUUCUCAAACGGCGAGGUCUCCGCCGUCGAUCGAUCGGGCAGUCAACGGGAGAAGCUUCUACCCUCGAGGCAGGCGAUGGAAGGGAGCAGGACAGAGUAUCAUCCCGUCGGCCAGGCAGUGAAGAAAGUCGGCGCGGAGAUCCAAGCCUCCGGUACGCUCUCUCUCUCUCUCUCUCUCUCUCUCUCUCUCUCUCUCUCUCUCUCUCUCUUGUGAUCCCGUUGACCAGAAACUCCAUCUCUACUUUAUCUGCUUUAAGUUAGUAAAAAAAUGGAAAAACCCAGGUUAGAUGGACGAACUUAUUAGGAAAUCUCGGUUGACUUUGUGCUUGCUCCUGGGGUCUGACCUUUUCAGGGGAGGCGGUGUAUGUGGACGACAUACCGUCCCCGAUAGGUUGUCUGCAUGGGGCUUUCGUGUACGGCACGAGGCCGCUGGUGCCGGUGAAGGAGGUCAACCUUAAGAACCAGAUGGCAGCGGCAACGGAGGAACCCGUCGCGUUUAUCUCCGUGAUGGACAUCCCGAGCGGUGGGAGGAACAUCGGGACCGGGGCCGUUUUCGGCGAUGACCCGCUCUUCGGAUCUUCUUGCGCUGACUAUGCUGGUCAACCCCUCGGCCUCGUGGUAACUCCUUUUGCUUUGUUUUGACUUGAUUCCAGUGAGGGAAGAAAGAGAGAGAGAGAGAGGGGGUUGACCUCGUGAGUUGACCUUGCAGGUUGCAGAGACCCAGAGAGCGGCCAAUGCCAUCGCUCGGAAGGCGGAGGUUGUCUACGAAGGCGAGAUCGCCGGGACACCGCCUAUCAUGUCGGUGGAGGAGGCCGUGGAGAGGAACAGCCUCUUUGAUGUGCCGCCAUUCCUCCAGCCCACCUCCGUCGGGGACUUUGACCAAGCGAUGGAGGAGGCCGACCGGAAGAUCCUCUCCGCCCAGGUGAUAAAGAAUAAGGAGAGAGAGAGAGUGUUUAAGGGUUGACUUUUGGUUUUGACUUUGUUCUAUUCUUCAGAUCGUUCUUGGGUCUCAGUACUACUUCUACAUGGAGACGCAGACGGCGCUGGCCGUCCCCGACGAGGACGACUGCAUGGUGGUGUACAGCUCUUCGCAGUGUCCCGAGCAGUCGCAGAAGAUCAUCGCACAGUGCCUCGGUCUCCCGCAGCACAACGUCCGCGUCAUCACCCGCCGCGUCGGCGGCGGAUUCGGUGGCAAGGCCGUUCGCUCCAUCCCCGUAAGCCCCCCUCCGCCGCCGCUGCUCGCCAUUUCUGCCCCCGCUGCUCGGACUUUGUCGCUGGUGCUCGCCAUUAUCGCCGCCGCUGGUAGUGCAGGUGGCGACGGCGUGCGCGCUGGCGGCGUUCAAGCUCCGGCGGCCGGUGCGCAUGUACCUGGACAGGAAAACGGACAUGGUGGUGGCGGGCGGGCGCCACCCGAUGAAGGUGAGCUAUUCGGUGGGGUUCAAGGAGACGGGGAAGAUCACGGCGCUGCGAACGGAGAUCCUUGUCGACGCGGGGACGACGACGGACGUGAGCCCGAUCAUGCCGCUGAACAUCUCGGGAGCUCUGAAGAAGUACGACUGGGGAGCGCUCUCCAUGGACUUCAAGAUCUGCAAGACGAACCGCCCCACGAGGUCCGCCAUGCGCGGUCCCGGGGAGGUCCAGGGGACCUUCAUCGCCGAGGCGGUGGUGGAGCACGUCGCCGACGAGCUCGCCGUCGACCCAGAGGCAGUCAGGGAGGUCAACAUGCACACCUUCGACAGCCUCCGGCGGUUCCACGGGCCCAGCGCCGGCGACCCGCCGGAGUUCACCCUGCCGGCGGUCUUCUCCCGGGUGGUGGCGACGGCGGAGCUCCGCCGUCGCCGGGAGGAGGUCCGGCGGUUUAAUGGGGAGAACCGGUGGCGGAAGCGGGGGAUCUCUCACGUGCCCAUCUUGCAGCCGGUGUCCUUGCGGCCGACACCGGCGAAGGUCGGAGUCCUCGGCGAUGGUUCCGUCGUCGUCGAGGUCGGCGGCGUGGAGCUGGGCCAGGGGCUCUGGACCAAGGUGGCGCAGAUGGCGGCGUACGCCCUCGGCCACCUUUUGGACGAGGGGGGUGGCGUUGACCUUCUCCAUCGUGUGCGGGUCGUACAGGCUGACUCGCUGAGCUUGAUUCAGGGGGGAUUCACCGCCGGCAGCACUACCUCCGAGUCGAGCUGUGAGGCCGUGCGCAUCGCCUGCAACGAGCUGGUGGCCCGCCUCAUGCCGCUCAAGAAUAGGCUCCUCGAGCAGUUGGGGUCCUCCCUCACCUGGGACCUUCUGAUCGGACAGGUAAAUCAGUCAAUCAAACAAAUCGAUCGAUCAAGCUCUGAAAAGUCAACGGCGACGACACCACCUCACCAUCUGUUUUGUAGGCGGCGAUGGUGUCGGUGAACUUGUCGGCGAGUACUCUGUUCUGUCCCCAGGGCCAAGCCGUCAGGUAUAUAAAUUACGGCGCCGCCGUGAGCGAGGUAGGCAGUUCUCCGAGAUACGCGGAAGAAGAUGGAUGAUCGAUCUUUCUUUUUCGGGAUUGUUCUGAGACGUUUGACGUCAUCAUCAGGUGGAGGUCGAUCUUCUCACCGGCGCGACGAAGAUCCUGCGCUCGGACCUCGCCUACGACGGCGGCCGGAGUUUGAACCCCGCCGUCGACCUCGGACAGGUUUGACUUCAGAAGCCUUAAUCAGCGGCGGCACUAGCGACGGAGAUGAAGGAGAAGAAGAAGAAGAGUGAAACCCUAAUCCCUCUUCCUCUGUCUCUCUCUCUCUCUCGUUCUCUCAGAUCGAGGGCGCCUUCGUCCAGGGACUUGGGUUCUUCAUGUCGGAAGAAUACGUCUCGAACUCGGAGGGGCUCGUGACCACGGAGGGCACCUGGGAUUACAAGAUCCCCACCGUCGACACCAUCCCCAAGCAGUUCAACGUCGAGCUCAUCAGCUCCGGCCACCACCAGCACCGGGUCCUCUCCUCCAAAGGUCGCUGCUGCCCACUUAUCCCUCCCUCUCUCUCUCUCUCUCUCUCUCUCUCUCUCUCUAAUGGAUGGUGUGUGUUGUGGGGGUGCAGCGUCGGGAGAGCCGCCGCUGCUGCUGUCGGUGUCAGUGCACUGCGCGACGAGGGAGGCGAUCAGAGAGGCGAGGAAGGAGCUGGCGGCGCUGGGGGGGCCGGAACCGCCGCCGGCGGUGUUCCAGCUGGACGUCCCGGCCACCAUGCCGGUGGUCAAGAAGCUCUGCGGCUAUGACAACGUGGAGAGGCACUUGGAGGCCGCCCUCCGCCGUUGA
Messenger RNA from Spirodela intermedia, 5175 nucleotides. The record is from the annotation of a GenBank genome assembly. Lineage: Eukaryota; Viridiplantae; Streptophyta; Magnoliopsida; Alismatales; Araceae.